This is a messenger RNA of Ostreobium quekettii, 1383 nucleotides long. The record is from the annotation of a GenBank genome assembly. Lineage: Eukaryota; Viridiplantae; Chlorophyta; Ulvophyceae; Bryopsidales; Ostreobiaceae.
AUGUAUUUGAACACGCCAAGCGCUCCCUGGCGUGUUUUUGUGCUCCUCCUGCUCUGCGCAACGGCUGGCUCGGAGAGUACGUCGGACGGCGACAAUGAUGAAGUCAGACUGUGCAGCCUAGGAUGGGGAAUCAACGCCUUCACAUUGUUUGUGCAGUUUUGUCUGCUUUUUAUAGUGUCAGUCGACCACACCUUCCCCCCAAGCAGAGUCAUGGCAUGGAUGGGUGGGUGGGCAUCAGCACUGAUGAGCGCCUGUUGGAAAAGUGCGAAAAGCAUUUGCAAAUGCAGGGCAGCGCGUUUCAAGGACCUGCUGGACGAGGCAAGAGCGAACGAAAAACGUGCGCUUGAUCUACAGCGUCUCGUAAGCGAGGGGGCGCCUUACCUGGUUGAACGCAGCAACGACUGGGUGUCGGUGUCUCCUCCAGGUGAUAUUUCUUCAGUGAGGCUGUACUUAAUUCGAGGAAUGUACUUGGAUGGAAAGCACCUUGAGAGCAGCGAUGCACAGUCGCAUGCGCUGAUCUUCGAAAAUAGGACACAGGAUGCCAAGCCUUUCUUGCAUCAGGGAGGCAUAGCUUUGCAAGGAGUUAAGAGUCUGGGCAGCUUGUUGUUGCACUUGGUUAUGAUCGUAAAUGCACUGCUCGCGGUUUCAAACACGGCGGGGGCAGCGCUGUGGUUGGUCAAAUUGCCAAGCGUUGUGGGUGCCGCAUAUGCCACAUCCAGAUUGGGUACGAAGGCGCUGGUAUUGGGGAUAUGUCAAUGGUUAUAUUCACGGUUUCCCACCGGUCUUUACCUUUUGGAAGGUGCAGACUUGGAGUACGUCCAGGCUCGUUGCAAGUACAUGAAGCUCCAAAACAUCUGGAAACUCACCGACUUGUACGGUGAGACCAUUGAAGGAGGGAAAUGCACUUGGUGGCUCAUAGAAGAUAUUGGUCCUGGGACAAGUUGGGGCAAAAUACAGUGCCAUGUCAGACGCGGAGACAUGCUGUGGUCGAAAGCACCGUAUCUGAUUGAAGGCUUCUUCAGCUAUCCCUAUUUAGUCCCGGGCACGUGCGCUUUCAUUGGCUAUUGCGUGUUUUCCUGGCCGUACUGCUGGAUAGCAGCUCCGUUCCUGCUGAUGCUUGCUGUACGCAAUAACUGGUUGAGAGCAGGGCUGCUUCGCGAGUCCACCAUCAAAUCAACAACUUUUCUUAUGGGGGCUCUUUUGUGGUUUGUCUUUGGGAUGGUACUGGUUAUGUUCUAUGACAUGUUCAUUGUCGCGGCCGGAUUUCUAUACACAGGAGUGCCGUAUUGGGAGGCUGUAAAGAGGACCUAUGAUGCGGGAGACACGGAGUGCGUCCUCAGGGACAGAUUCACCACAGCGGCAGAAUUUCUGACCCUUCAUUGA